Molecule: messenger RNA, 768 nt
Organism: Oldenlandia corymbosa var. corymbosa
Lineage: Eukaryota; Viridiplantae; Streptophyta; Magnoliopsida; Gentianales; Rubiaceae
Source: the annotation of a GenBank genome assembly
AUGGGCUCCUCCUUUUCAAAUGUUAUAAACCAUGGGAUAGAAUGUGAUUUACUGGAUGAACUGAGAGAGAAUACUCGACAAUUUUUUAAGCUUCCGGUGGAAGAAAAACAGAAUUAUGCUAGGGGACCGAAUGAAAUUGAAGGAUACGGGAAUGAUAUGGUUCUUUACCAGAAUCAGACUCUGGAUUGGACUGACAGGAUUUACCUUUUAGUUCAUCCCGAAGAUAAUAGAAAGCUCCAUUAUUGGCCUCGAAAUCCCAAAUCUUUUAGGGCACUGGGUUUAUCUGAGGACAGUUUUCUUAACCAAUACGGAGAUAAACCAACAAUGUAUACGAGAUUCAACUUCUAUCCGUCAUGCCCGAAACCUGAUCUGGUUCAGGGUUUGAAGCCACAUUCGGAUGGGUCAGCAAUUACGAUUCUUCUGCCAGACGAAGAAGUUGAAGGGCUUCAAUUCCUGAUAGAUGAUCAGUGGGUUCGGAUCCGGAUCAACCCUCACGCUCUUCUAGUUAACGUCGGUAAUCAGAUGGAGAUGAUGAGCACUGGGAUUUUGAAGAGCCCGAUUCACAGGGUUACCACCAACACUGAUAAAGAAAGGAUCUCAGUGGCAAUGUUCUGCGCACCGGGAACGGCAGAAGACGUUGGACCAGUAGAGGAGUUGAUAAAUGACACAAGGCCUAGGUUGUACAAGACAGUUAAAGACUAUCCUGCGAUUUACUUCAAGUACUACCAGCUGGGAAAGAGACCAAUUGAAGCUGUUAAACUGUACUAA